CUUUCGACUAUUUGGAUAUUUUCGUGCUUUAACAUAUUUAGAUAUUUUUGAAAGAUUUUCUUGGUUUGUUGGGAAAACAAUUAAAAAAAUAGAAUUUAAGUUAAUGUUAAUAUGGCGGAAAUUGAGGAACAACAGGCAGAUGAGCGAGAAGCGUUACUAUCCAUUUAUGACGGUGAUACAAAUUUUAAGCAAAUUGACGCGAACACUUUUCAAUACAAGUAUGGAGAAGAUGAUCAUUACAAAUCGUUUUUGGUAGAAAUUCAAUGGACUCCAAACUAUCCCAAUGAAAUUCCCAAAAUAAAUAUGGAUACGUUCUUCAACCGCAAUUUAGUACUUGACGUCAAGACUAAAAUAAAAAAAGUAAUUGCUGAAGAGGCAGAACAGUGGUUAGGAUGUGGAAUGACCUAUACAUUAUUUGAAUGCCUCAAGGAUCAACAAGAUGAACUUACUAGCGGUCAGCCCGAACAUGCAAUAACACAGUCAAUUGAUCUAGAUAAUUUGGGAGUAAAUGCACUAAAAAUAUCAGAUAAUACAGAAACUAACAAAAAAAAGGAAGCAAAAAAAGAGCAAUUAACGAAGGCUCAAAAACGACGUCAAUGGGAACGCACAGAUCAUAAGGGCGACAAGCCGAGAGGAUGGGAUUGGGUAGAUAUUGUUAAACAUCUUUCACAAACAGGUGGUAAAGAUAAUGGAAACAAUGUAAGCACCUCAGUCAGUAAUAACGCAAGUGUAAGUGCGGAAGGUGUGCUGUUACAACCGCUUAAUAUAUAGCAUUGUGCAAAUAUAAAUUUUACAUAUUAAAUGCUUAAAAUGAAAAAAGUA
Molecule: messenger RNA, 822 nt
Organism: Bactrocera tryoni
Lineage: Eukaryota; Metazoa; Arthropoda; Insecta; Diptera; Tephritidae
Product: RWD domain-containing protein 4
Exons: 3
Coding region: 112-771 (219 amino acids)
Molecular function (GO): protein binding
Source: RefSeq, a predicted model, not a curated record